Molecule: messenger RNA, 567 nt
Organism: Purpureocillium lilacinum
Lineage: Eukaryota; Fungi; Ascomycota; Sordariomycetes; Hypocreales; Ophiocordycipitaceae
Source: RefSeq, a predicted model, not a curated record
AUGUUGUGGUUGGUUCGGAUCGGGUACUUUGACGCUUACGUUCAAGAGCGUGUAGCCGAAGCCGUUGUGAGCGUCACUGCCGGCACUAGCCUGCGGGCUGAACCCUCCGGGCGUCGUGAAGUUGCAUGCUUGAAUUUGCUAUCCUCCCUCGACACUAUCACAGCUUUUGGUGGUUUUCGCGGUGACAUCGCUGCACUUGCUGCAUAUUCCAAGAGACGUAAAGUCUAUAUACGUGCAGUUGGACCCAGGGCACUUGAAUGGCGGCUGGGAGACGAGGUCAUAAACGCCGGAUACUGCCGCGGCUUGGAACAGGCCGUCCCGUGUAGCACCGCUGACCCCUUUGCCGCCGUUGUCAUAGACCUGGGAUCUAGUUACCGAAGACUGGGGCCCAUCGACCACCGUGGCCCUUUGUUCGAAGCUGAGAAUUUGCUGGGUAAAAGGAUCUAUUGCGAUCGCGGCGGUCAUGACGAGACAUCCGAGGUAGGCUGGAAAGGGCGAGCCCCUAGCAUGCCAAAAAAGCUUCAGCGAACCCCAAGGCCCGCGGCUAGCAUUAUCGAACCAUUGUAG